Messenger RNA from Entrophospora candida, 249 nucleotides. NCBI's taxonomy places the organism in Eukaryota, Fungi, Glomeromycota, Glomeromycetes, Entrophosporales, Entrophosporaceae. The record is from the annotation of a GenBank genome assembly.
AUGACUUCAACAUCUUCGACAUCUGUUCAAUUUACUGUGGGAAAACUUGAUGCUGGAAUGGAUCAUCACCUCAUCGAGUUUCCCUCGCUUCUACUUCCACCUGGCGUUUCUUCAGGUAGUAUUGUGAACGUUAGUGUCAAUCGUAAUUACGAGCAAGAAGCAGCUCAGAGUCGAGAGUUUUGGUUACUCCAAGAAGCUAUAUUAAAAGAGUUUGGACAAAAUCCACCAGAAUCGAAUAAAACUAGAUAA